Mya arenaria is the source of this 954-nucleotide messenger RNA. RefSeq lists its product as uncharacterized. The record is from RefSeq and is a predicted model, not a curated record. The coding region runs from base 1 to 954 and encodes 317 amino acids. Lineage: Eukaryota; Metazoa; Mollusca; Bivalvia; Myida; Myidae. The transcript is spliced from 6 exons.
AUGAGACAGCAGAUCGCCAACGCCGUAACCGAGGAAGAGAAGAUGGAGGCAACAGGAGUCAUACGCGUCCAUAUCAUUGAGGCCCAACAGGAAAGGGAGGUAUAUAAUGUUUGUGUAGCGAGGGCUCAGAUGGAAUCAGACACUUUCCACAAUUACACGUUUGACUUCAGUCAGUGGGUCAGUCUCCCCCACUACAGUCGUCAGAUGAGCCCAAUAUUCUUCCUUUCCCUGCGAAAAGUACAAAUCUUCGGAUUCAGAAUCAGCGCGAGGAAACAGCUCAAUUUCUUAAUUGAUGAAGCUGAAGCCAUGGGAAAAGACGGGAAGGAAACACAUGGACCCAACGCCGUACUUUCCAUGAUCGACUAUGCGCUCGAGUCUCACUGUGUCCCGGUCGAAACGUUCACUAUUCAUGCCGACAAUUGUCCGGGGCAAAAUAAAAAUAUGUACGUCAUUGGCUACUUCCUAUGGCGUGUUAUGACCGGGCAGCAGACAGGGAUCGAAUUCUUGAUGCAAAUACCAGGUCAUGCCAGGUGCCAUGUGGACAGUGGCUUUGCGACUCUGAAGAAGGCAUACAGACGUCAUAAUACAGAGACGCUUGACGAGCUGGCAGGAGUGGUUGACCGGUCGUCUGUGACCAACGUAUCGUUGCGCUACCCGCAGUGGAUCUGGAGAGAUUGGAAAUCGUUCCUAUCCAGGCAUUUCAAGUCAUUUGUAGGAAUACGGAAAUACCAACAUUUCAGGUUCACAGCCGGUCUGCCGGGCAUCGUGAUUGUAAUGGAAAAAAGGAGUGGCGAAGAAACACAUGUCAACCUCCUUAAGGACCGCUCUUUCAGGUUUUUAGUGGACACCAGGCCGGAACCAGUUCAAGCGGCUGGUCUAAGCUUGAACAGGAAAGAAUAUCUCCGUCGGAGUGUCAGCAAACACGUGUCCGAAAAGAAGCGGGAACAGUUUUGA